AGUGAACUUAACAAAUGCGGACGAUGAGCUGGCCGGGAUUGGACAUUGGUUCCACGCCAGGCAAAGGCUAUUACUACGAAGCCUACAAUCCUGCAGGCAGCUGCCUGCUCUCCGCGCCGCUUCACAUAUUCGAAAGCUAUUUGACGAAAAUUGGAUGGACUCCAAUUGUGGACAUCGACUUGGUGGAGGUGGUGGAGUAUCGCACAGACAAGAAAUCCUGGCAGUCGGUACAAAGCAGUCUGAGCAGUUUUCUCAUGAUAAUGCCCACACUACUGGGCUUUACGCUUUCCCAGCUGCUGUGCCAACGUUUACAUCUGCAUUCGACGCGACGUUUCCUCAUGGAGUUCAUAGUGGUUUCCUUGCCCACCGUCUGUAAUAUGAUGCUGUCCAGUGAAUGUAAUGCGCUUUAUGUGACACUAGUUGGCGCCUAUAUUGUCUACCUGCUGUGGCGCUCUGGUGUCUGGUCAAGAUUCCCAGCGGAGACGACGGACUACAGCUUUAAACUGGGCAAGCGACCCAUUGUAUUCACUCUAAUACGCGCCACUGCUUACCUGGGCACUGGUGCCGCCAUCCUGGCCAUUGACUUCAAGCAUUUUCUGGUGAGCAAUGGCAAAAGCAGAGACUUUGGUGCCACUAUCAUGGACAUGGGAAUUGGCUUGUUUGUGGUCAUCAUGGGCUUAGUUUCGCAGCGAUCUCGGCACCUCGGGGAUAUUAAAAGGCUGCCCAAAGUCGUGUUGCCAUUGCUGGUGCUUGGCUCAGCGCGUACUCUGGUGAUUACCAUGAUUGACUACCACCAGGAUGAGCGUGAAUAUGGCAAGCAUUUGAACGCCUUUUUUACUCUGGGAUUCACGAAACUCUUUGGAAGCAUUGUCAGCUUACUUGCACCAAGUGAUAAUCAGCUGCUGCCCGUCAGUCUAGGUGUUUUGGGGCUGCAUGAGUUGAUCUUACAAUUGAGUCUCUCGGAGUAUGUGAUGCAAAGUGUGGAACGCAUAGGCUUGCUGGACUCGAAUCGCGAAGGACUCAGUGCUCUGCCUGGCUGUAUUGCGCUCUAUUUGCUUAGCAUUUACGUGGCCAAAUGGUACAUGUCCCAAGAUCACCUCAACUAUGUGCAGUUCUGCGCCAAGCUGCGACACAUGUUCAUCUUCUGCAUUAUUGGUUGGCUGCUGGUCUUCGUCUGUGCAUUCACAUGCGGCAUUGCACGAGUUACAUUCAACACGGGCUACGUCAUCUGGUUGAUUAGCAUCUGUCUGUCCCUGAUGCUGCUCUACGCUUUCCUCUUUGAGUUCGCUUUGGUCAUAGCUAGACAAAAUACGUUAUUGAUUCCGGAUACUAUUAAGCGACCUGCCCAGAUGGCGCAGAGCAAGCCAACGGAUUUGCCAGCGCUUUGUAAACAUGUCUCUGGAGCCAAUGCAGCGCAGUUCAUUGCAGGGAAUAUUUAUUUUGAUUGCGUAUAUGCUGGUGACUGGAGGAGUUGUUUAUGUGCUGUUUCGCAAGCAAAUUCGUCUAGCGUAAAGCUAAGCUGUGAUUCCUACUUUAAGUUAGUUUUUUUUUACCACUUAAGUACAAAGUUAACAACUUGUAAACUAAAAGUAUUUUGUGUGAAUUUAAAGAAGAAAAGUAAUGUAUUUUAACGAUUUUCCAGCAUGUCCAUAAUCAAGUGAUUCCCUUUCCUUUUUUAAUUGU
Molecule: messenger RNA, 1683 nt
Organism: Drosophila nasuta
Lineage: Eukaryota; Metazoa; Arthropoda; Insecta; Diptera; Drosophilidae
Gene: PIG-Wa
Product: Phosphatidylinositol glycan anchor biosynthesis class W a
Exons: 3
Coding region: 15-1631 (538 amino acids)
Biological process (GO): protein localization to plasma membrane; GPI anchor biosynthetic process
Cellular component (GO): membrane; endoplasmic reticulum
Molecular function (GO): glucosaminyl-phosphatidylinositol O-acyltransferase activity
Source: RefSeq, a predicted model, not a curated record